AUGUAUUUGAAUUUCAACGAAUUAAUUUUCCAUACAUAUAUCUCCAAGAGUUCUCACUCCAUUAGACGUUUCAACUGUAGCAUUUUCCUUACAUCUCCAAGAGUUCUCAGUCCAUUAGACCCCCAUUUAUCGCCUAACUUGCAAUUAUAUGGCAAUGGUAAGAACUUUUCAACCAGAAGUAGUACCUAA
Saccharomycopsis crataegensis is the source of this 189-nucleotide messenger RNA. RefSeq lists its product as uncharacterized. The record is from RefSeq and is a predicted model, not a curated record. The transcript has a single exon. Bases 1 to 189 code for a protein of 62 amino acids. Lineage: Eukaryota; Fungi; Ascomycota; Saccharomycetes; Ascoideales; Saccharomycopsidaceae.